Messenger RNA from Macrosiphum euphorbiae (potato aphid), 1383 nucleotides. NCBI's taxonomy places the organism in Eukaryota, Metazoa, Arthropoda, Insecta, Hemiptera, Aphididae. The record is from the annotation of a GenBank genome assembly.
AUGGCUACACGACGACCACCACGGUGGCCACCGGCUGCCGCGAUAAUCAUCGCCGCCGUUGUGAUCACGGCCGUACCCCAUCUAGCCGCCGCCCAAAACGCCGUCAAAGACAAAUCGGAAUUACAACGAGCUAUUGACUGGCUUACAUUACAGAGGGGCAAAGACUGGGGAUGGGGAACCGGCACGGAUACCGCUCAGGCCAUUGUGGCCAUGGAGAUGACGAAAACCGGAGGACGUCUGGAGCGGGAACUGAGCGCCAAACAACUAGAAAUCGAGCUUUUGGCUAGGCUAUGGCAACAUCAUGACCCAGAUUCGGUUACACUUCAACAACAAGACGACGAAGACGAAGCGUUAACUGUAGCCAACAUAGCGACGUACUCAAUGGCGUUGGCUAGUGCUUGUCACGAUCCAAGACAAUUCCACGGACACGAUUUGAUUGGUUCGUUGCUACAACACGAAACUAUAUCCGAUUUGGAUUUCUCGUAUAGCUCCCUGGUGGCUUGUGAAUCGGGUACACACGUCAGAAAAAGGCACAUUAGAAGGUUAAUGGAGAUAGCAAACACUAAGCACACAGUGGAUUCAUUGAGUGUGGCCAUAUUAGCGCUUCAGUGCGUGGAACACGACCAUCGCAACCGGAACGUAAAACCGUUACUCAAGAAACCAUUAGCGACAUUGGUAGCACUCCAACAGCCGGACGGAGGAUUUGGUAGUCUUCACACGACUGCACUUGCAAUCCGAGCGUUACAAGAGGGCAAAGCCACGUGGAACCGAACAAACGCUGUCGACUGGCUGUUAAACCAUCAAGGACCCGACGGAGCUUUUUUCGACAUUGCAACGACGGCUGAAGUGAUAAUUGCUCUGGCGCGUGUGUCCGGAGUCGCCGAGGGGAUAGCCGACCACUGCGAGGUCCGGCCCGGAGCUGAUAAGGACAACGUCGGUACCGCGGUGAUCAUACCACACCCAUCGGCCGUCGACACCAAACGUCCGGUGUCCGUCAACGUGAGCGAACCCGUUGCCACCGACGAAUACCGUCUGCCACAGAUGUCGGACAGCGGCACCAAUGUGACGGUCAGCUAUUCACUGUGGAUCGGCAGCAACAUCACGGAGAAACGAUCAAUCAACAUCACGGCCGAUCAUAACGUCACGUUUUACGAGAUCAUGCAAAGAGCGUCUGAUUUAGACAGCGCUUUCACGUUUUCAGCUACGGAAUGGCCGAAUGGUCAUUAUGUACAUACCCUUUCGGGACUUAAAGAAGAGCCUAUGAGUUAUCAUUUUUGGCUAUUGUACAAACUGAGAUCGUGUCCUGACCCACAAAAUCCUCCAAAAGCUCUAAAUUGUAAAGGGUUACAAAUGGGAAUUCAGAUGUUUAUAUACAACGUUUAA